AUGCAGUUCCCAGCGGUUUUCAGUGUGGUUCUGUGGGAUUGUCAAGGGAUGAAGUGGAUGGCCAAGAAGGCGGAGGAGGAGCCCAAGGCUCGCUGCAUAUCGCGUGGUGCUGCGUCGCGCGUGGCAUUCGUGGUUCAGCGCGCCUCCGGAAAGGGCGACCGGAAGGGCGAGGGCAAGCGGAAGGGAGGCAAGGCAGCAAGAGCCGAAGAGGAGGACUGGAGCUGGACGUGGACAGCCGACAGCUACUCCGACUGGUGGAGCUGGAACGACUGGGGCUGGGAGACGAAGCCCAGCAAGGGUCAAGGAGAGACAAAGGAGUCCAAGGGAAAGGACAAGGGCAAGUCCAAGGACUCCGCAAAGAAGGGCAAAGGCGACUUCAAAGACAAGGACGAUGGUGAAGAGAAGGGCAAGGGCAAGGGCAAAGGCAAGUCCGAGGAGAAGGGCAAGAAGGGAGGCAAAGGCUUCGCCAAAGGGGGCGAAAGCAAAGGUGCAGCCGGCGAGACCAGGCACGAGGCGAGCCCGAAGACCGUCGCGGAGGUGGAGGCCGAGAUGGCCAAGGGCGGCAAGGGCAAGGUCGAGCGCGUGAAGCGCAGUGCCGACGCUGGUGGGAGGCAGCCCAUCGAAACAAAGGGCGAGAUCUGCCAGGUGCACAAGCACAGCAGCAUGGGCUGUGCUGUGGUGUCGAUGCAAUCGGCGGCCAUGAGGGAGGCCAUCAUGAACUUCGCUGAGCAGAGGUUUGGCCGGAAUGCCAACGGCCGCGUGCAAAUGGACAUCGGUGACGUGAAGGUGCAGCUGAAGCGGCACACUGACAAGCAGACCAAGCGAGAGGUCGUUACCGACAUCUUCGUUGCUUGGGGGCACCAGCAGGAGAAGGACUCCCCGCUCACGGUGGAGGACAUUGCGGAGCGGUUUGACCAGCUGUACCAAGAGGCUUGA
Molecule: messenger RNA, 936 nt
Organism: Symbiodinium natans
Lineage: Eukaryota; Dinophyceae; Suessiales; Symbiodiniaceae
Source: the annotation of a GenBank genome assembly